Nematolebias whitei (Rio pearlfish) is the source of this 2959-nucleotide messenger RNA. It is a transcript of the gene arhgap42b, whose product is annotated as rho GTPase-activating protein 42. Lineage: Eukaryota; Metazoa; Chordata; Actinopteri; Cyprinodontiformes; Rivulidae. Gene Ontology annotation, cellular component: cytoplasm. The record is from RefSeq and is a predicted model, not a curated record. The coding region runs from base 85 to 2718 and encodes 877 amino acids. The transcript has 24 exons. Gene Ontology annotation, biological process: signal transduction. Gene Ontology annotation, molecular function: protein binding; GTPase activator activity.
GUCUGAUCUGGCAUCACACCGGAGCUCCGUGAUGAGAAGCCGGAUCUUUUGCUCCACAUAUACACAGUUGAUCUGAAAGUGAAGAUGGGACUCCCACCUCUGGAGUUCAGCGACUCUUUUGUGGACAGCCCGGACUUCAGGGAGCGCCUGAAAUGCCACGAAGUGGAGCUGGAGCGAACAAACAAAUUCAUCAAGGAGCUCAUCAAGGAUGGAAACCUGCUGAUCACUGCGCUCAAGAGUCUUUCUGCUGCUGUCCAGAAGUUUUCCCAGUCCUUGCAAGAAUUCCAGUUUGAGUGCAUAGGUGAUGCAGAAACAGAUGAUGAGGUGAACAUUGCCCAGUCGUUUAAAGAGUUCUCCCAGCUGUUGAGCACAGUCGAAGAGGAAAGAAGACGCUUGAUUCAGAAUGCAGAUGAUGUCUUGAUUACUCCCUUGGAGAAAUUUCGGAAGGAGCAAAUCGGUGCAGCAAAGGAGGUAAAGAAGAAAUUUGAUAAGGAAACAGAGAAAUACUACUCCACACUUGAGAGACACCUCAACGUGUCAUCCAAGAAGAAAGAGGCGUAUCUGCAGGAGGCCGACAUGCAGAUUGACAAGGAGAGACAACUCUUUUAUGAUGCGUCCCUCGAGUACGUUUUCAAAAUACAAGAAGUGCAAGAGAAGAAGAAAUUUGAGUUUGUCGAGCCGCUCCUGGCCUUUCUUCAGGGUUUGUUUACGUUCUACCAUGAAGGAUAUGAGCUGGCUCAUGAAUUUGACCCAUACAAACAGCAACUCCAGUUCAACCUACAGAAUACACGAAACAACUUUGUGAGCACCAAGCAGGAAGUGGAGAAGCUGAUGCAGAGGAUAAGGUCUGCAGAUCAGGACUACAAGCCCCCAGGCCAGUGGACGAUGGAGGGCUUCCUGUACGUCCAAGAGAAGCGUCCUCUGGGAUGCACUUGGACACGUCACUACUGCACGUACGAGAAAGGCAGCAAGACUUUCACCAUGAGCAACGCUGAAAACAAGUCGGCUGGGAAGCAGAACGGCCUUGUUCCGAGUCAGCCCGAGAUUUUCAAGCUCAAAUCGUGCAUUCGGAGGAAAACUGACUCCAUCGACAAGCGUUUCUGCUUUGACAUAGAAGUGGCUGGAAGGCAUGGCGUUAUGACACUGCAGGCACUGUCGGAGUCCAACAGAAGACUGUGGCUGGAAGCCAUGGAUGGCAAGGAGCCGAUUUACAACCUGCCAGCCAUAUUAAGCAAAAAGGAGGAAACAUAUCUUAAUGAGGCAGGUUUUAACUUCAUAAGGAAAUGCAUUGACCUGGUUGAGAAGAGAGGGAUAAACACAAUGGGGUUGUACAGAAUCGGAGGGGUCAACUCUAAAGUACAGAAGCUGAUGAGCACCGUGUUUUCUUCAAAGGCGCCUGCUGAUAUGGAACUGGAUCCAGAGAUGUGGGACAACAAAACUAUCACCAGCGGUUUGAAGAAUUACCUCAGAUGUCUCUCUGAGCCUCUGAUGACUUUCAAGCUCCACAAAGAUUUCAUCAUGGCUGUCAAGUCCGAUGACCAGAACUACAGGGUGUGUGCUGUCCAUGCUUUGGUCCACAAACUUCCAGAGAGGAACAGGGAAAUGCUGGAGCUCCUAAUAAAACACCUCGUCACCGUUUCUGCACAAAAUCAGUCCAACUUGAUGACGGUGUCAAACCUGGGUGUUAUCUUCGGCCCCACGUUGAUGCGCUCCCAAGAGGAGACUGUUGCUGCUAUGAUGAACAUCAAGUUCCAGAACAUUGUUGUGGAAAUACUUAUCGAGAACUUUGAUAAGAUCUUCCACCAGCCUCCAGAUCCUAAUGUGCCGCUGCCCCAACCACAGAGCCGGCCCGACUCCCGCAGGAGCCGAGCCAUCUGCCUGUCCAAGGGGCCUCGUAAACCUCGCAGUCUGUACACUCCAACGCUGUGCCUGGCAGACGCAGAAAGUGACACUUUAAGCAGCAGUCCAAGCAGUACCCCUAUGGGCAGCAUGGAGUCUCUGUCUUCCCACUCCUCUGAGCAGAACACCUGCUCCAAAGCAGCUUCCUCCAGACACAAGACGAGUCAGAGCAAGUUGGACCUGCUGCACCUACCAUCAUCUCAGCUCUCAAAUGGCCCCAGAAGCACCGUGUGUGUCAGCAGCCCUGAGUCCAGCUCCAGGGAGGACACGGGGCGAACAGAUGGAGAGUCCGAGGACGCUCUCAGCCUGUCCUCAGUCAGCAUCACACCCAGACUGUCCCCUGCACCCAAAAAAGCCCCCCAUUGCAACACCGACCUCAAACCAGCACUGAUGAACCGCUCUGUUUCUCCCUCACUGAAGUCCCUGCAUGUAUCUGACGGCCACAGGAGCCACUCUGGAUCUGCCCAAAGCUUAUUAACACUGGAGAGUCUAAAGCCUUCGGAGCACCCAGACCUUCCACCCAAAGUAGUGAUCCGCCGCAGGAUGGACGGGUCCGCCAACAACGGCUACCAAAGACCAGGAUCAGUGGUUGCAGCCAGAGCACUGUUCUUUGAAAAUCCGCCCUCCCAACAUUCUGCACCCGCCGGAAGAGAUGCCAAGGCGAUGUACUCGUGUGAGGCAGAACACAGCAAUGAGCUCAGCUUCCCCCAGGGGGCGCACUUCACCAAUGUGUACCCCUCCGUGGAACCAGGCUGGCUCCAAGCAACGUACGAGGGAAAAACAGGUUUAAUCCCAGAGAAUUAUGUUGUUUUCCUGUAGCAGAUGGUACACGCACCUUUUUUUUUUUUCUUGGCAUCCAUAGGAAAAAACACACAAUGUUUAUAAUUGUAAUAAUUUGGCAUUUUUGUAUUUUGUGCAUUUUUAUAAGAUAUCUAGCAGGACAGUUGUGGCUACUGCAGACCAAAAGCGUUACCCCUCAUUCUGAACUUGUGAUGCGUUUGAGGGAUCUGCAAAGACUAGGAGGAAGUAGAGAUUACUGUAAAAUAUAAAUAUAGAAACG